This is a messenger RNA of Trichoplax adhaerens, 846 nucleotides long. RefSeq lists its product as uncharacterized. The coding region runs from base 1 to 846 and encodes 281 amino acids. Gene Ontology annotation, molecular function: endonuclease activity; DNA-(apurinic or apyrimidinic site) endonuclease activity; phosphoric diester hydrolase activity. The record is from RefSeq and is a predicted model, not a curated record. Lineage: Eukaryota; Metazoa; Placozoa; Uniplacotomia; Trichoplacea; Trichoplacidae. The transcript has 9 exons. Gene Ontology annotation, biological process: base-excision repair. Gene Ontology annotation, cellular component: nucleus.
AUGCCUAAGAGAAAGGCCAGUGUAACUGCAGUAGGGAAAGCAAAGAAGCAAGCUAAAAAAGCGGCGGAUAGCAGCAAAGCUAAAGGUGGCAAGUCUUCUGCGGUGGAUAAGGAGCCAACUGUGGAAAUAAAACAUGACCAAUCGUCUGUAGAGAAAGAAAAUCAAUCUCAUGGUAAAUCGAGCUCAAACUGGAAUACAAAAAUUACUUCUUGGAAUGUUAACGGUAUAAAAGCAUGGUUCAAGAAAAAUGGACAUUCCUACCUGACUGACAGUAACAUAGAUAUCAUCUGUCUGCAAGAAACGAAAUGUGCCGAAUCAGAGAUACCAAAUGAAAUUAAACUAGAUGGCUACCAUACCUAUUUUUAUUCUGCAGAGCAAAAAGGCUACAGUAGCACAGGGUUGCUAUCAAAGGUGAAGCCCCUAAAGGUUACUUUCGGAAUCACAAAUAUUAUAUUGCAUAUAAAAUUUCGUACAGAUAUUGAAAAGCACGAUAAAGAAGGGCGUGUCAUUACGGCAGAAUAUGAUAAAUUUUUCCUCGUUGGAGCUUAUCUGGCUAAUCCGAAAACAAAUACAAAAACUGCCGGAUUCACUAAAGAAGAAAGGGAAGGAUUUGGGAAAUUAUUGGAUUGCGGAUUUAUUGAUACUUUUCGUCACUUUUACCCAAACAAAACUAGUGCUUAUUCCUUUUGGAGCUAUAUGUCCAAUGCGAGAUCUAAAAAUAUUGGAUGGAGACUGGAUUAUUUUGUUACUUCCAAAAAUUUAAUACCAAAUGUAGCAGAUAGCAUCAUCCGUUCAGAAAUUGAAGGCAGCGAUCACUGCCCGAUUGAACUACUUCUGCAAAUAUAA